This is a messenger RNA of Lactuca saligna, 609 nucleotides long. The record is from the annotation of a GenBank genome assembly. NCBI's taxonomy places the organism in Eukaryota, Viridiplantae, Streptophyta, Magnoliopsida, Asterales, Asteraceae.
AUGCAUCCUGAGCUGGAAAGGACCUCCAAUACUCUUGAUGUCAAAUCCCUGGGUCCAAACACCUUUGGACUCAUGAAACAAGUACGAAAAGCGUCAAAGGUUGUUUUAAAGGGAAUAGAAGCACUGGUUUCUGAUGAUGAUGAUGAUGAUGAUGAUGAUUAUGAUGAUGAUGAUGAUUAUGAUGAUGAUGAGGAUGUUCGUGUGUUUAAACCAUCGAAGGAGCCAGUCAAUGAGGAUGUGAUUUCUCCAACUGAGACAGAGAAAGAAAUCAACGUUAAUCAAGAUGAUCAAAGCCCAACUUUUUAUGAAGACUUCUUAGCUAAGGAGGAAACUUUUGCCUUAGGAUGCUCUUCUGCCCCACCUCCUCCAGAGCACGAUUCUACAUCUGUCAAGCUAGCCAAGCUACUUGCUUUUCAAGAUUCUAUUAUUCAGUUAAGAGGAAAGGGAAUAUCUAUUGGCUCAGGGCAAGGAGGUGAUGGAGACUCUCAACAAACCAUUUCUGAGCUCAAACAAGAGAUUGUAAUUUUGAAGAAAGAGUCCAUUGAGAAGGACUUGCUGAUUGGCAAUUUGGAUGUGAGAGUUUCUAAGCUUGAAAAAGAAAAUUCUUAA